CUGCUCUUUGUGAAUGGCCCCUAGUCUUCUGGGACCUGUCAUGUCUCCCCAGUCUCUGGUCAUCCCCUGUACCGUGUCCGCAGUCUCCGGUCAUCUCCUGUACCGUGUCCGCAGUCUCCGGUCAUCUCCUGUACUAUGUCCGCAGUCUCCGGUCAUCUCCUGUACCGUGUCCGCAGUCUCUGGUCAUUUCCUGUACUGUGUCCGCAGUCUCUGGUCAUCUCCUGUACUAUGUCCGCAGUCUCCGGUCAUCUCCUGUACUAUGUCCGCAGUCUCUGGUCAUCUCCUGUACUGUGUCCGCAGUCUCUGGUCAUUUCCUGUACUGUGUCCGCAGUCUCCGGUCAUCUCCUGUACUAUGUCCGCAGUCUCUGGUCAUCUCCUGUACUGUGUCCGCAGUCUCUGGUCAUUUCCUGUACUGUGUCCGCAGUCUCCGGUCAUCUCCUGUACUGUGUCCGCAGUCUCUGGUCAUCUCCUGUACUGUGUCCGCAGUCUCUGGUCAUCUUCUGUACUGUGUCCGCAGUCUCUGGUCAUCUCCUGUACUGUGUCCGCAGUCUCUGGUCAUCUCCUGUACCGUGUCUGCAGUCUCUGGUCAUCUCCU
Molecule: messenger RNA, 595 nt
Organism: Staurois parvus
Lineage: Eukaryota; Metazoa; Chordata; Amphibia; Anura; Ranidae
Source: the annotation of a GenBank genome assembly